This is a messenger RNA of Penicillium subrubescens, 990 nucleotides long. RefSeq lists its product as uncharacterized. Gene Ontology annotation, biological process: transmembrane transport; carbohydrate transport. The annotation marks the transcript as partial. Gene Ontology annotation, cellular component: membrane. NCBI's taxonomy places the organism in Eukaryota, Fungi, Ascomycota, Eurotiomycetes, Eurotiales, Aspergillaceae. The transcript is spliced from 5 exons. The record is from RefSeq and is a predicted model, not a curated record. Gene Ontology annotation, molecular function: carbohydrate:proton symporter activity.
AUGAUCCUAUGCCUCGGAGAACUAGUUGCCUUCUGGAUAAACUAUGGCUUCAACUUCCUCGAGACCAAAGAUUGGUGGCGUAUCCCACUAGCCAUUCAAAUCGUACCCGCCAUGAUUCCGGGCAUAGGAUGUUGGUUCUGGGUUCCACCCAGUCCACGUUGGCUCGCUAGCCAGGAUCGACACGAAUGUGCGCGGGAGGUUCUCAUUCGGCUUCAUGGAUCUGAGGCUGUAGAGCUCGAGAUGCAGAAGAUAAUGAAUUCUAUCGAGUUUGAGCAUACAGUCAGCGAGGCUACGUGGGGUGCUAUGUUUACUAUGCCCGUGUUGCGCGUGACAUUGCUGGGAAUGACGGUUCAAAUUUUCCAACAAAUUACCGGUACCAACUCGAUUUUGUAUUACACGCCAUCCCUGUUCGAGCGCGGGGGAAUCAAAGAUCCACGCACCGCCAACCUAGCCACCGGCGGCGUAGGCGUCGUUCUCUUCGUCUUCUCCUGGAUCCCAAUCUUCUACUUCGACCGCCUCGGCCGCAAAACCUGGCUACAAUCGGCACCUGCCAAUUACACAAUCAUCAUAUUCCCGUACUUAUUCUACGUGUUCUUCAACAUCAGCUGGGGCGUGGGAUCGUGGACGUAUGCAGCUGAGAUAUUCCCGGCGAGUCCUCCUAUCGCUGAUGCUAUCGGCUGGGGCUUGUAUAUUAUUUACUCUGGUGUCUGUGUCUUGGCGUUUUUCUUUGUUCGAUAUGCAAUGGUUGAAACCCGGGGUCGCACGCUGGAAGAAAUGUCGAGGCUGUUUGGUAUUGAGAGUCAACUGGCGGAGCGCAGUGGCAUCCAGCCGAGUGCAGCGAGCGAACAAGGCGUCGAUCGAGGAGCAUGUAGAGGAUGUAGGACCUUCGGGUCAAUGAUGGUCCAUGCCAAGGCGUGCGUGAGGCUUUACAUCUACCAGGAGUCAAGGGUUCUAGUUGAGAAUAGGUCAGACUUGCAGGCCUUUGCCAAU